CACUUUGCAGUCAGCUGUCAAAGUGAAAAUUUCUUAUCAGUGACGGACCCAAAAAUAUUGCAGUUUACAUUUUUUCGCAAAAAAUACGUUUUAAAAGGAUUAAAAGGACAAAAACAAGAUCGUGCCAAAAAUAAUGAUUCUCUAGGUGCUUUUCGAAGCGGAAAAUUUGCUAAAAAAUCUUCGAAUCAUCUUUUUUCGCAACAAAUUAAGUCACCAUGCUGAACACGAACCUGGUCGUGCCCGUCGUGCUGUGGGGCCCAAACACCCCAACCCACUGCGUGUCGAGCGUUUUCCUGUCACGGGACCAGAAAAUUCUUGCCACGGGCUGCUACGAUGGGCAGAUUUGCUUGUGGCAAGUUGAUCCGGAUACGCUACAGAUGACGCCGCGAUGUUUGCUGGUGGGCCACACGGCUCCGGUGCUCUGUUUGACGCGGGCUUCUAUUAUUCAGGAUAAUAACUUCUUGGUUAGUUCGUCGGAAAAUGGGGAGAUGUGCACCUGGGACUUGGUUGAUGGAAAGUGUACCGAGAGUAUAAAGAUGGCCCAGGUCCACACGAACAUUCAGGCUUAUCACAUGGCUGGGUGUGACGAUAUCCGGCUGUUUUGUAACGGGUACUAUGCCGAGAUUAUGGUGAUGGACCCGUUCAGCUUGGAGGUGUUGUUCUGUUUGAGUUCCAAGGUGAAUCCGGAUUGGAUUUCGGCGCUGCACGUGUUGAGACCGUCGAAGCGUAAGGAUGACGUGGUGUUGGCCAUAACGACUACGGGAACGGUCAAGGUUUGGACGUUGAUUGGGAACGAGAACAAAUAUUCGGAGCCGAUUUACGAGAACGAAUCGAAGCAGAUUCGUUGCUUGAAUGCCAUUACGAUGAACUGUUGCUCGCAGAACCAGCGGACGGUGCUGAUUGUGUGCGCCAAAUAUUGGCAGAUUUACGACGCAGGGGAUUUCACCGUUUUAUGCAGCGUGAUUUCUCCGUCUGGGGAGCGCUGGAUGGGUGGAGACUUUCUGGCGAAUGAUCGCGUCAUUUUGUGGUCUGACGAGGGCAAAGGUUACAUGUACCGGCUGCCGGCCAACAGCAUUCCGGACAAUAAGGAUUUCCAUGGUCCGUCGGUUGGGAAGGAUUCCCCGUUCUUGUACUGCGUGUUGUCGCAGACUGGAGAGAAACCGCUGUCGUGUCCUCCGACUAUGAAGUUGGUGACGUCCAAUCGCAACGGUAAAACGCAGAAAUAUCUGCUGCGCGGCGAUUCCGAAGGAUUUAUCAAUAUUUGGGCCGUGCCGGACAUUACCAUGGAGCAGAUCAAGGUGAUUCAGAACGAGAAACGGCUGCCGUCGACUCUAGAGUCAACGAUUUGCACCAGCUUGGAGGAAGCCUGGAACAAGAUGAACCCCCUGCCGGUGGGAAUCCUGGACCAGCUGUAUCGCAACAGCAGCGAACCCAUGAUCAAACUGACGGCCAGCAUCUACUUGCCGCUGCAAAGUCGUCUCGUUGUGGGUCGCGAGGACGGUUCCAUCGUAAUCGUGCCCGCCACCCAAACCGUGAUGUUGCAUCUGCUCUACGGACAGCACCAGGAGUACAUCGACUGGCCUCGUCAUCAAGUGCUGAACGGGCACAGCGGUCGCGUCAACUGCCUGCUGUGUCCGUCGUUGGCGCAUCCGCGCUACGACAAGGCACAUCUCGUGUCCGGCGGAGUGGACUUUGCCGUCUGUCUGUGGGAUCUGUACAGCGGCCAGCUGAUUCAUCGGUUCUGCGUUCACGCCGGGGAAAUCACCCAGCUGUUGGUGCCACCGUCGACGUGCAGCCCACGAAUCCUAAAAUGCAUCUGCUCGGUCGCCUCCGACCACUCGGUCACGCUGCUCAGCCUGCAGGAGCGCAAGUGCGUCACCCUAGCCAGUCGGCACCUGUUCCCGGUGGUUUCGAUCAAGUGGCGCCCGCUGGAUGACUUCCUAAUCGUAGGCUGCUCCGACGGAACAAUUUACGUUUGGCAGAUGGAGACGGGACACCUGGAUCGGGUGCUUCACGGAAUCCUCGCGGAAGAGGUGAUGAACGCGUGUGACGAGCACGCCGGCGAGACGGGUGGCAGCUCGGGCUCGACCUCGGAUAUGGGGCUCGCGAAUCCAGCGGUGCACUUUUUCCGCGGCCUGCGGCAUCGCAACUUUAACGCGAUUCGGCACGCCACCCAGCGGGGCAUUCAUCAGCUGCAGCAGCUGCACGCGCACAACAACCAGCACGGGGACUUUCUGAUGAAGAACCGGAGCAGCCCGCUGAUCAUCCAGGGACUGCGGACGAACCCGAAAGACGCCGAGAGUCACAUCUUGUUCUUUGAUAUUGAGGGAUUGAUCUUCGAGCUGCACGCUGAAGAGUACGCUGCCAUGAGUCCGAGCACUUUGGAGGCUGAGGGACUUCUCAUACCAGCUGGAACGGAAACUCACUCUUCUGAUGCCGGCAAAAAGAUUUCAGAUUUCUUUGGUCGCGUUAAGAACAAGGCCGGGGACAUGGAGAAAAUUUUAAAAGAAAAAGAUAAACAUGGCAUACUCGCAAAAAUGAAGGAAGGGGCAGAGAAUGUACAGACAAAGGUUCAGGCAAAGUUGGAUAGUGUAGUCAAGAACGUUGGUGACACGGGUAAGGAUGGCUCCGACAUCAGCAAGAAGAUCGCCCCCCGAAUGGAGGCAACCCACGUGAUGGAAGUGGCCCAGCUUCUUCUGUCGUUGCUGCACUCGUGGGGCCUCGAUCCCCACCUGGACAAGGUCUGCGAGAGUCAGCUGGGCUUGCUGAAGCCGAUGAUUCCCGUUUCGUUUGGCGUUCUCUCUAAGGGAGGUUACAUGUCGCUACUGUUGCCAACUUGGCAAAACAACGUAGAGAUGAAGUUGACUCCGGAGGAGAUUAGGGCCGCGUCCUCGACGGCGGAACAGAUGAGGCAGGACCAUUUAACCAGCAUAUUUACGGCUCGCUUGCACUGGGAGCUUAGCACAACCCUAACUUCAAACCAUCUCUUGGCGUUGAUUUCCAUGUCCAACACGCUGAUGUCGAUGAACAUGGCGACGUUCAUUCCGGAGCAGGAACGCAACCGGAAGCUCCACCGCCAAUCCACCCGCGCCUCGUGGACCAACGACGAAGAGCAGGAAGAGUUGUACACCCAGCAGCAGGCCCAGAUCAAGCAAGGUUGGAGUCUCCUCUCGACCCACCAUUGCUUCCUACUGCCGGAGAAGAUCGACGCACUGGAUGCGAACACCUUCAAACGGCCCCAAGUGGAGAUGAUGGCUCGCCGUUGGCAGCAUCACUGUCUGGAGAUACGCGAAGCUGCGCAGCAGUUGCUUCUCGGUGAGCUCGGACGUAUGGGCAAGAAAGGUCGCAAACAGCUCGUCGAGAGUUGGGCUCAGUAUCUGCCGAUGUACACCCACACGGAACCCAUCGUACCGCAGGCACAACCCACCGGUCAACCCAACACAGGUUCGCCGGUUCAAACCCCAAGUGGACAAGCGUUGGAAGCCCAAGAGGAAGAAUCUGAAGAAGAGGAAGAAGUAGUUCGCAAGCCGUCCAGUUUGGCCGAACUCAAGCGCAAGCAAACAACGGCCGUCGUCCUGCUCGGUGUGAUUGGAGCCGAAUUCGGACAGGACAUCUCCUCGUCCGACGGCAAGCGAAACAACGAAAACCGUCGCAAGAGCUCCGUCGUCGAAGGAUUCGGCAUCGGAAACAACAACCUCGCACGAUCCACUUCAAUGGCUCUCACCCAUCUUCUGCUAGCUCCAUCAACCCCGAAACUCCCCGCUUACACACCUCUCCGAAGGGCAGCUAUCGACCUCAUCGGGCGCGGAUUCACCGUUUGGGAGCCGUACAUUGACGUCAGCCGAGUUCUGAUGGGACUGCUCGAGAUGUGCUGCGACUCGAAUCGACUCAUCCCAAGCCUCAACUACAAACUACCCCUUACGCCACAAGCCGACGCCUGUCGGACGGCACGCCACGCUCUCAGACUCAUCGCGACGGCACGACCGGCGGCGUUCAUCACGACGAUGGCCCGUGAAGUGGCGCGCUACAAUACGAUGCAGCAGAACGCGCAAGCGAUUAGCGUUCCGAUUACGCAGUCCGUGCUGCAUCGGGCCAAGCGGGAGAUUCUGCAGUGCGUCGAGAUGUUGAUCGACAAGAUGCAGACCGAGAUUGCGAAUCUGCUGGUGGAGGUAAUGGACAUCACGCUGCAUUGUGUUGAUGCCGGUGACCUGAAGAACAAGGGCCUCGCCGAAGUGAGCCCUUCGAUGUGCAAGUUUAACCAGGUGUCCCAUUGUGCCGCAUCGCGACGAAUUGCCGUCGGCGCAAGCAACGGCCACCUGGCGAUCUACGAGCUGCGCCAGAACAAGUGCCAGAUGAUUCCGGCCCACACGAAACCGGUCACGGCGCUGGCCUUCAGCCCGGACGGGAAGUUUUUGGUGAGCUACUCGUGCGCCGAGAACCGACUGUCGUUCUGGCAGACGAGCACCGGCAUGUUCGGCCUGGGUCAGUCGCAGACACGCUGCAUCAAGGGCUACUCGACGGCACCGAUUCCGGACGUGGCCCGGCUCAACCCGAUGCGGCUGGCAAAGUUGAUUUGGAUCAACAACCGAACCGUGACGCUGAUGCUGGCCGACGGUUCCGAGACGCGGUUCAACGUUUAAGCGCGGUUGGCUUAAGGCUUAAGUAAGUAGCUCUAUUCAACGGCGUGAUCCCAAUUUGUUGCAAUUUUGACCACCGAAAGACAAAGUUCGCGUGAUCGUGAAGCCGGUGCCCAAUUUAUAUAUAUAUUUAUCACUCAUUUUCCUAACUGUCAUUUGCGGCGCUCUCGGCUUAGUCGCGUGCGAAGAAACGCGAACGCGCAAAGCAAAAUCAAAAAGAAAAGAUUAACCAUCUCUCGCGCAACGCGUGUGAGAGAUUCGAGAGAAAGGAAGAAAGAAAUCAAUGCAUUCUCGGCUGGCCCCACCACUGACUUAUAUAAUUAUGCAAAUUUCGCGUGAUUUGGUGGAGCGCUGGUUCUUUCGCCUAUCUUAUCUCCCAAACCGAUCGAACUGCUUUCACAAAAAAAAACGUGUACUAGCUGCUGCGAGCAGAUCGAGAUCGCCGCCGGGGAGGAUGUCCGAAUUAAACGGAUUGGGAUUGGAAGGGGACGACGAUUUAUGAUUUGACCCAUUUUUCUGUGCAUGUUUGCGGGCCAACUUGCUGACUUGCUUCUUUUUUGUUUUGUUUUAUUUGGUUUCGCCCGAAUGACUCUGGACAGGUGAAGUGACCUGAAUUAGUGAUGUGAUUGUUAUUUUUUGUGUGUUGGCAAAAAAUAAAUAAAAUAAAACCAAGCUAUCGUUUCCGGCGAAGCAAAGCGGAUAAAAAUGAUAAUAAUUAGGUGUCCAAAGGAAACAUAAAUUUUAACAUUCGGUGUAAUCUUCAUGAUUAGAGAAAUAUAAUUUAUUAAAGCUAUCAAUAAUGUGGAAUUGAUGUCCCGUUAUAAAUGUAAUAUAUUGUUUUGAAAUACCUAUUCUGAAUACGUUUUACAAUUGAUUGAAAAAGUCUCAAGCAUAAAAAUAUACAAAUGAUAUGCACUCAAAAUAGAUGACUAAUAGAACUGUUGAGUACGAUAACAGUUUGACAUUUAUGGGUGUAAUAAAGCUACAUUAGAUUAGUGAUCCUCUUGUCCUUCAUAUACAUUAUUCAUCUAUCCAUUACAAUCAAAGUAUUAAAUAUUAGAAAGAAAACAAGCUAUUAUAUAACUGUUGCAUUGUAGAACAAUAUGUCGUUAUUCGUUGAACAAUAAAUUAUAACUUAAUCACUAUCAUCCA
This is a messenger RNA of Culex quinquefasciatus (southern house mosquito), 5789 nucleotides long. RefSeq names its product WD repeat-containing protein 7 (gene Rbcn-3B). The transcript has 15 exons. The record is from RefSeq and is a predicted model, not a curated record. Lineage: Eukaryota; Metazoa; Arthropoda; Insecta; Diptera; Culicidae. Gene Ontology annotation, cellular component: cytoplasm. The coding region runs from base 216 to 4640 and encodes 1474 amino acids. Gene Ontology annotation, molecular function: protein binding.